GGCGGCCGGAUGCUGCUGUUGGGUAAUGCCGACGCCUCUCGGCAAGACGCGGGUCGCUCCAGGUGUGCGUACGUACCGGCGCGAGCCGUAAAAACCGCCGCCGCCGCACUGUCGCCGAGUCGCGUUUUCCGAAUGCAACAUCCGCGCCGUCGCAUGUAUAAUGGUUACAUCACACGCGCUAGUACUUCGUAUCGCGUAACACCGUCGUCGAUACAUCGCUUGUACGAGUAAUAUUUUAUCGAGUACCUGUAAUAUAUUUGUGCACAAUUCAAAGCAGUCCGUAUAAAAAAUUAUCAUACAUAUUAUAUUGUAUUCGCGGCGCAUACCGUUCGCGCCUGCAGUGCGUGUAACACAUAUUAUAUUAUAAUAACGGAAAUAAUAUUAUUUUUAACAUACACUGCAGCUACGCCGCGACGGUGUUGGUUCGCGGGUCGUUACAGCGCCGUUUUAAAUCGUCGUCGUCGUCGUCGUCCGACCGGAUAUAGAAAGAUUUCAGCGCGCGAUCGCCGUCGCGUCUAUAUGAAGACCUCGGCCAGCCGUCGGCCGAGCCCUCCUCGAGGGACGUCUGCCGCCGGUGGUUCGUUCGACUGUUGCGGCACAGACGCCGCGGCCACGCGAUCGAAAACCGACAGUGUUUAUUAGCGAUUUUUUGCGUUACCCGCAUAUCCGUCUUCGGCUCGGUUUCAGACUGCAAAAUCGUCUCUGUACACGUUUUUCGCGAACGCCGAGAACUAAAAAUCGAUCACAAUUCUGUCAUCGAUACCGUUUAGGCCGGGGUUAAGGCCGAACAUGCUAAACAACAUCAGUAUAAUCGGCCCGAACAAUGUCGGCGGCCAUAAGGACUUCGAUGGUCUCAAGCACCGAUCGCUACACCAGCUACAGACCGGCGGCGGCGGGGGAGGCGUUCACGACGUCGGCGGUGGUCACGGACUCGGCGGCGGCACAGGUAACGGUCAUCUUCAACAAGGCAACGGCCCGUCACCGCCGCAUCAGCUGUCCACCGGCACCGGAAGUGCUGGCGGCGGCGGACCGUUCCGAUUGUCGUGCGGCGGUUUCGACCUGUCGACCGCGGCCGGUCACGGGCUGGCCGCUGCUGCCGCUGUGGCUGCCGCCGGUGGUGGCGGCGCCGGGCUCAACGGCGACGACGCCGGAAAACCGAACAAGCAGAAGAGACAUAGGACCCGGUUCACGCCGGCGCAACUCAACGAGCUGGAGCGGUGCUUCAGCAAGACCCACUAUCCGGACAUUUUCAUGCGCGAGGAGAUCGCCAUGCGAAUCGGUCUCACCGAGUCCCGAGUACAGGUUUGGUUUCAAAACCGAAGAGCAAAAUGGAAAAAACGCAAGAAAUCAACAAAUGUAUUUAGGAGCCCUGGUGCCCUAUUGCCGUCCCAUGGACUACCACCGUUUGGAUCCAUGUCUGACAGUAUGUGUCCCACGUCAAUGUUCAGUUCUCCAGAUACCAGAUGGGGUGUGACGAGCAUGGCCACAGACCAUUUAAAGUUAAAAUAUGAAACAUUCUCAGGACUCAGUCAACUGGCCGGCGGUACAGUUACCAUGAGCGGAUACAACCAUCAGAAUUCGUCACUCAGCUCCGUGCCGAUCACGACGAUGGCUACCAACGCUCAGAACAUGUAUCAAGCGCAUUAUGGUCUCAAUUCGUUAGGCGAUUCAAACAAAUGGCGAUUUUCCAAAGACCAAUUCAAACCCUAUCCAGCUGAUUCUCAGUUGUUUUGAAAAUUACCAAGAUGUGCGUCGUUGUGUUUCAUACCAUAUUUUACAAGCAAGACAGCGGCACAAACAACUCUGUACAAAUGCAUACAAGGCGGAGCCAAUUAACUGAACAAUUUUUUUCUUCCAAAUUAUUAUAAUUAAUAUUAAUUAGUGUUUGGUGAUGAGUUCUUAAGAUUAAGAAUAUUUUUAAACUAUUCAUUAAAAAUAAUUAUUGUAAUCUAUAGCGGCAAUAACGUUCAUUCUAACUAUACCUACUCGUGUACAAAAAUCAAAUGUACAUCCAUCUGUUACGAGUAACUUGAAAUAAAAAUUUUAAUGUAACUAUUGUAAUCAGUGCUCGGAUUAUAUAAGCAAUGAUAUUUCCAACAGUAAUUGACAAUGUAAUAAAUUAAUAACUAGUAAAAAUGUUCAUUAUAAUAAUAUUAUGCAUAAUACAUUGGUUAUACAGUAAUCCCUUGGUUAUCGGUGGAUUCUUAAUCAUCCGCGGUUGAGUCGGCGAUAAAAUUGUAAUAAUGCGAUUCAAAAGAGAAAUCCAAGAAUUUCUGAUGUUAUAUAAAGAAGUUCGCAAAGACGUAGAAAACAAACAUCUAUCAAUAAGUUUUUUCAUCCUUCCUAACCUAACCUAACCAUGUAUGUAUGAUAGAUAAUUAAUAAAUUACAUUUAAUAAAAAAAAUAAUUAACAAAAUAAUUAUAUAAAUAUUAAUCUUAUUAUUGUGAUUUUAAAUUAAAUACAUAAGUAAAUAAAAUCUUACCUCCCUUUUUACAUUUCUUUAUGGUCUCAUUAUUCGUGAAACUUUGCCGGAACGUAACCCCCGCGGAUAACGAAGGAUUACUGUACACACCUACAUUAUAAUACGGAGAUAGGUUACAUAUCUACCUAAUAAAUAAUAACAAAUAUAAUAGGUAAAACUGUACAAUAGGUUACCUACUACAUUUUAAUAUUAAUAUAUCAAUGGUCACAAUACAACAUAUCAAUAUAUACCUAUACAGCCUGAGCAAUGUAUGUUAGAUUUGUCUAUAGUAUCUACAUGACAUAGUCAAAAUGUAUUGAGACCAUUAAUUCUGAGGUUUUUCCAGGCACUAAUACACCACACUAAAUAUUUUCCAAUUACAGUAUAAUAAAGAAUCUAGUUACCUAAAAUACCUUUUACCUACUCUUAAUUUAUAAAACUUAAUUUAAUUAAAAAUAAUACCUUAUGUUUAAUCACGAAACUAUUCAAAUAUCUUCAUAAAUAUAAUCUUAAAUGUGUAGCUGGUGCCCCAUAUAAAUAAAAUUAAGUAGGUAUAGUCACCAAGUAUAUAAAUACUUAUAAAAAAGCUACCUACAUUACACGAAUUAUAAUCAUAAAUUAUACCCCAUUUCAUUUAUUUAUUGAGCGAAUUAAUUAUAUUGAAUUAUAAAAAUAUAUUUAUACAUUUUUUUCUGUAAAGUUUCUAUUUUCUCAUAUGGUUUGAUGAAGAUAAAUCAAUUUACAAAAGGCAAUAUUUUGUGAUUAAACAUUUAGAAGUCUUAUAAAACAAUAACUCAAUAAAAAUCUACAUAUCUUAACUUAUUUAAUGUACUAUUUAUGUAUUAUUAUAUUUUAUAUAAUAUUAUAAAGUAAUAAGUAUCAUUUAUUUGAUAUAAUAUUUUACUGACUGGGCACUGGUUACUAGCUCUAUAUAGAUACCUACCUAAUGCUAUUUAAUCUAUCAAAUAACCCGGUGGCGUAUUCAGAGGGUUUCCUGGGGGCUAAAAACUGUUAGGUUCCCUACUGUUCCCUUUAAGACCAAAAAAAAGACAUCGACAUUUGUAAUAUUAAAUUUGAAUAACCCUAUUUACAAACUUAAAAGUCUGCAGACAACUGACGAAAGUAAAUCAUUGAAUCUGAUUAAAGACUUAAAAUAGGAGAAGUAGAAUUCAACGAACUAAUAUUUUAAGAAAAAUUGAGAUAUCAAAUAUUGUAAGGUCAACUCCGAUCGAAAAAAAAUUCUUAAAAUAUGUUACAUAAAUAUGCAUAGUGUAUAAUAUUAAAUACAAAACAAAAAUUGAUUGGUCCAUCAUAACCAUUGAUAUGGUUAACAUUAACAUCACUGUAUUUAAAUUUGGUACUUAUACCAGGAACGUAUGAAACUGCAUACACAUUUGAAUUUACAAAGUAUACGUUUGUAUAGCCGUAUAAUUAAUUAUUAUUUAUUAGCGAUAUUAUAGUCGAUGUUCUAAAAUAUAAUAUCUGUAUUUGUGUUGUAAAUUUUUUAUAUUAGAUACUAGGUCUAGUAUUAUAAUAUUUUAUCUAAAGUACAUAACUUUAAAUUGUAAAUGUGUAAAAUUGGUCGUUUUAAUUAAAUCUAUUGGAUUUUUGAAAAAAAACACCUCUAUACUUAAACGAUUAUUAUUCGUUCAAUUCUUGAGGUAUCUCUUUUACCUUAAAUUGUAUUAGACAAAAACUACCUUUCCGAUAUAAUAAAUGUGAUUUUUACUUAAAAAAUGUAAAACAUUUUAAAAUAAUAAUAUUACGUAAUACGCGUAGGUCUUGUAUUUAUUUUUAUAAUUUAAAAUAAUACACAUUAUAGUUUUACUUUCAACCUUUUGGCAGGUGUUUCAGUUUUAAAAACGUGUUAUAUGUUUAGUGUUUCAAAGUAUACAAUAUACAUAUUUGUUUAAAUUUUUUAACUUUUGUGAGGUAAAAUUAUACAACUAUACCAUUUAUAUAUCUUGGUAGGUAAGUAAAUAGUAGAUUCCUAUCAUGUAACUGCAUAAAUAUAAAUACCUAUAAAUUCUAAAAAUACUGUAUUUUAACAUAUUGUCAAAUAUAUUACAUAUAGAUAGUAUACAAUACAAUAGAGUGAAUUUUUUUUUAUUUUGAAAACAUGCAUUAAAAUAUUCAAAAUUAUAAUUUAUAAAAAUAAUAACUUGCUGCAACAUUAUUAAGUAAAUUUUAAUUUUAGUUGUUAAUACAAAACGUUAUUCAAAUAUCAAUAUGCAACUCCCCGCCCAUUACAUUGAUGUAUGAUUUAAAGUUUAAUAUGCUUAUACAAAAAAAUGUAAUCUAUAAAAAUUAAUUUCCAGGGAAAAAAUUGACCGUCUAGUCAAGCCCCCUCCCCUCCCACCACCAAUAAACCAUUAAAACUUUAACCCCAGAUAUAUUUCCAACAUUUUUGUUUGUUUAUACUAAUUCAUUUAUAAAAAAAACGUAGUAGUGUUUACAAGACUUAAAUAGGUCCUACCUACAAUACUGUAGAUGUUUAUAGUUAAUCGCUAGGUAGGUACUUAUUUAUACAGUUACAAAAAUUUAAUUAAAAUUUAGUUUAAUUUACAUUAAAAACUUAUAUACCUAAUUGAUUAUUUUAUGUCAAUCACGUCAUCCCUUUUUCAUUCAUUAUUCACCCUUGGUAAUAAUUUAAGUAAAUAUAUCUAUAGUUGAUUAUAAUUUUAGGAUAACGCAAGUUGGGUCCUGAGAUAUUUAAUCGCUUAUAUUAAACACAAGUUGGAUUAGCGAUGUUAUUUGAUUAUACACGAAUUAGGCCUGCAAUAAUAUUUUAAUAUUGUUAAUUAUAAUUUACCGAUAUACCCAGAAAAGUCAAAAGAUGCUUUGAUUUACCAAUGGAGAAUUUAUCCAAUUAAGUUUUAUGAAAGAUGUGUCUUAUAACUGUAUUUCCUAGUAUAAGCUUUAUUACAAAAUAUAAAUAAAACAAACAAGUUAAUUAACGUAAAAUAUAUUAAUGUAAAUUUUUUUUAAAAAAAAAUUGGAGACUUCUUAGCCAACUUUUGAUGGACGCUUGGUAUUUUUGAUUAUAGCGUUGGUUGGCUAAAAUGCUAAAUUAACCCCAUUUACCUAAAAUAAAUAUGUCGGGAUGCUGGGACCCAACUCAUGUACUCAAUAAAAUGCGCCUAGAUCCAAUUCAUGCCGUUUUUUAAACUUAGGAUCCAACUUGAAAUUAUCCAUAGACCACAACCUAACCUUGGAUAUAAAUUUGGAAAGUACAAAAUUAUUAAAAUUAUUACCUUUUGUUUACAAUUUGGUAUCUACUACUUACGCCUACCAAUCGAUCAUUUAUCUAAGCAAGAUAUUUAAUUUAACACUCGGGUGUUAAAUUAUUCUCUCUGACACGACUGUGUACGUAUAGUACAGAAUCAACCCACCUUACGGCUAAAACAUUCCAAAUAAAAUAGAUAAAAUUAUCUCAAUAUUCAAUCCUUCUAAUAUUUAAUUACAUUAUUAUUUAUUAUUAAUGACCAAAUAAUAUCGAUUUUUGUUUUUUAUUAUAAUCUCUAUAUAAGUAGGUAUGCUGUUAUAAACGUGUUACGUACAAUUUAUUUUAUUUAAUACUUAAAUUGAGUAUUUUAUUCUGUAUAUCAGAUAUCUACUAUUAAUAUGCAUACUUAGAUACCUACUAAACAUUAUUGUAGGUAAGGUAAUGUAUUUUUAUAACAUAAUACCUCUCACCUCUCAUGUUUACACUUACCCGAGUGUACCUAUCUGUAGGUAUCUACAUUCUACAUAUUAUUAUACCAUACGUCCAUACGCAUUAAUAUGUUAUUAAAAUAUUAUAAUACUACACUUUGUAGAUAUUGUUCAAUUCGUCAUAGUAUACGAUUUAAUUUAUACAAUAAUAAUUUUAAAAUAAUGUUCUUCAUAAAUCGUUGCGCUACCUAUUUUAUAUUAUUUUAUUUUAUUUUAUUUAAUAAUAAAAAAUAAUAUUAUUUUAUAAUUGUAUUAAUAAUAAAUAUAAUCAUACUCAUUUUAUACCUACUUACCUUAUAUUUUAUUUCAUAUGCAUUUAUUUUAUAUUACACAUUUACACAGUUAUAAAAAUAUUUACAAAAAAAUAAUAAUUUAUUUUUUUAUAGAGCUAUCAACCAACCAUAGUAAUUACACUAGGUUUAUAGUAAUAGUAUAGUAUAGUACCUAGGUAGAUAAUUGUAUAUUUUUAUCUACCAACAGUGCUACCAUAGUAAUUUAAGCUCCAGUUCAUUAAUAGUUAUUAAAUAUAGAUAAAAUGAUUAUAAUUACCCAAUAAUAAAUAUACAUGUACAUUUUGUGAAAUAUUUGAUAUAUUUAAGUUAAUUUAAUUUAAUUUAGGAAAUUUUACUGGGUACAGUUCUAAUAACCAGAACAUGAUCCUGGAUUUUGUAUAUUGUAAAUUAUAUAAAAACCAAAGAAAAAUAAAUUUUUGUGUACCUAUCUUGAAA
Aphis gossypii (cotton aphid) is the source of this 6905-nucleotide messenger RNA. It is a transcript of the gene otp, whose product is annotated as homeobox protein orthopedia. The transcript has 6 exons. Bases 790 to 1734 code for a protein of 314 amino acids. Gene Ontology annotation, molecular function: DNA binding; DNA-binding transcription factor activity, RNA polymerase II-specific. Gene Ontology annotation, biological process: regulation of DNA-templated transcription; neuron differentiation. Lineage: Eukaryota; Metazoa; Arthropoda; Insecta; Hemiptera; Aphididae. The record is from RefSeq and is a predicted model, not a curated record.